AUGGUACCUUCUGCAGAGCUGGGUUUCAACCUGAGGCCUCUUCUGGAACAACUCAACCAGGAUGAGUUGAGCAAGCUCAAGUCUCUGCUGAGGACCCUUUCCCCCCAAGAUGAGUUACAGCACAUUCCCCAAACGGAGGUAGAAGAGGCCAACUGGGAACAACUGGCGGAAAUUCUCGCCACCCGCUGCCCCCGCCGCUGGGUAGAGAUGGUGACCAUCCAGGCCUUGGAGAAGAUUAGCCGAACAGAUCUGUCUAAGAGAGCAAAGGAUGAACUCCAAGGGCUCACACAAGUACCGGGCGAAGGUGUCACAAACCCCGAAGAAGUAAAAGAAAGGUUGGAAGGCGAAAAGCCAGGUGAAAAGGAUGAACACAGAAGGGCAGUGGAGACAUCCCGGCAAGUCUGGAAGGAACACUGUUGGCCGAAAAUCAGACCCCCUGUAUUCACCCAGAGAGGCGAGAGACUAAGACCUUUCUGCAACCCGAAAAUGCUCCCAGGGCCGUUUCCACAGACGCUGGUGCUGCACGGCCCCGCGGGAGUGGGCAAAACCACGCUGGCCAAGAAGUGGAUGCUCGAGUGGAGGCAGGACAGCCUCUCCAAGACGCUGCAGUCCGCCUUCUACCUCAGCUGCAAGGCGCUCACCCGCCAGGGGACGUGCACUUUCGCGGAGCUGAUAGCCAAGAGCAGGCCCGAGGUGCGGGAAGCCGAGGUCCUGGCCCAAGCGCAGAACGUCCUGUUCGUCGUCGACGGUUUCGAGGAGCUGCGGGUCCCCUCGGGGUCGCUCAUCCACGACAUCUGUGGCGACUGGAAGAAGCAGAAGCCGGUGCCCGUGCUGCUGGGCAGCUUGCUGAAGAGAAAGCUGCUGCCCAAGGCCACCCUGCUGGUCACCACGCGGCCGGGCGCGCUGAGGGAGCUGCGGCUCCUGGCUGAGCAGCCGGUCCUCCUCGAGGUGGAGGGGCUCUCGGAGCUGGGCCGGCGGCAGUAUUUCCUGAGGCACUUCGGGGCGGGGGCGCAGGCCCUGCGCGCCUUCGAGGCCAUGAGGAGCAGCCCGGCCCUGUUCCGCCUGGGCUCGGCGCCCGCCGUGUGCUGGGCCGUGUGCACGUGCCUGCGGCGGCAGCUGGAGCAGGGCGAGGACCCGGCCGCCGCCUGCCGCACCGGCACGGCGCUCUUCCUGCGCUUCCUGUGCGGCCAGGUCGCGCCCGCGGCCGCCCGCGGGCCCCUGCCGGCCGCGCUGAGGGCCGCCAGCGCCCUGGCUGCCGCGGGCCUGCGCGCGCAGACGUCCGCGCUGCAGGCGGGAGACCUGGAGAGGCUCGGCCUCAAGGGCUCCGCGCUCCGGCCUUUCCUGGACAAGGGCAUCGUGCAGGAGGACGCGGACUGCGAGGGCUGCUACGCCUUCGUGCACCUGAGCGUCCAGCAGUUCCUGGCCGCCGUGUUCUACGUCCUGGACGGCGAGGGCCGGGAGGACGCGGGCCGCCGCGCGCCGGACCUCGGCGACCUGCGGGCGCUGCUCUCCAGGGAAGCAAGACUGAGGAACCCCGACCUGACGGCCGUGGGCUACUUCUUGUUCGGCCUCUGCAACGAGCGGAGGGCCAGGGAGCUGGAGGCGACCUUCGGCUGCCGCGUGUCCGCGCGGGUCAAGCGGGAGCUCCUGGCGUCGCUGUCCGGCGCGGGGGCGCCCUUCUCCUGGACCGCGGACCUGCGGGAGGUGCUGCACUGUCUCUACGAAUCUCAGGAGGGGUCCCUCGUGGAGGAGGCCACAGCCCACGUCAGGGAACUGUCCCUGCAUCUGCGAAACGAAGUGGACCUUGCGCACUCCUCAUUCUGUCUCCAGCAUUGUCAGCACUUGCAGAAGGUUUCCCUGCAGGUGGCCAAGGGGGUAUUCGUGGAGAGCGGCCGCGCCUCAGGGUCAGGCUCGUGGGUGGAGAGGUCCCAGAAUGAUCAGCACGUGCUUUCUUUGUGGAUGGACCUUUGUUCCGUGUUUGACUCAAACAAGAAUCUGGUCUAUCUGGACAUCAGUCAGAGCUCCCUGGAUAGCCCAUCAGUUAGGAUUCUUUGUGAAAGAAUUGCCUCUGCUCCCUGUAAUCUCCAGAAAGUGGUCCUCAGAAAUAUUUCCCCAGCUGAUGCUUAUCGGAACUUCUGCACCCGUUUUGGCGGUUACGAGACGCUAACUCAUCUGACCCUUGAAGGAAAUGACCAGCAUGAUAUGCUUCCCACCCUGUGUGAGGUCUUGAGGCACCCAAAAUGUAAGCUGCAAUAUCUCAGGUUGGUAUCUUGUUCUGCCACCGCUCAGCAGUGGGCUGAACUCUCCUGCUGCCUCGAAACCAACCAGUCCCUCACGUGUUUGAACCUCACGGCAAAUGAGCUCCUGGAUGAAGGUGCCAGGUUGCUGUACUUGACUCUGAGAUACCCAAAGUGCUUCCUGCAGAGGUUGUCGUUGGAAAACUGUCACUUUACAGGAGCUUAUUGCAAGGAGCUCUCUUCUGCUCUGAUUGUCAACCAGAGGCUGACACACCUGUGCUUGGCCAAGAACGACCUUGGGGAUGGCGGGGUAAAACUUCUUUGUGAAGGUUUGAGUUAUCCCGACUGUCAACUACAGACUCUGGUGCUUUACUACUGCAACAUAACCUGCGACGGCUGCAUUAAUCUCUCAAUGCUCCUGCAACAAAACUCAAGCCUCACACACUUGGAUCUGGGGCUAAAUCACAUUGGAGUUACCGGACUGAAGUUUCUGUGUGAGGCUUUGAAGAAACCACUGUGCAACCUAAGAUGUCUAUGGUUGUGGGGAUGUGCAAUCACUGCUUUUAGUUGUGCCAACCUCUCAUCUGCUCUUAGCAGUAACCAGAACCUCGUCACUCUGGACCUGGGCCAGAACCCCGUGGGGUAUAGUGGAGUAAAGAUGCUGUAUGAUGUCCUGAAACUUCCAAGUUGUCCUCUCCAGAAGCUCAGGUUGAAGAUAGAUAAAUCUGAUGCUCAAACCCAAAAGCUGCUGAAAGAAAUCAAAGAGAGCAACCCAAAACUGACCAUUGAGAGAGAUGACCAAGAGCCAAAAAAUAACAGGCCUUCUUCUCAGGACUUCAUUUUCUGA
Molecule: messenger RNA, 3084 nt
Organism: Pteronotus mesoamericanus
Lineage: Eukaryota; Metazoa; Chordata; Mammalia; Chiroptera; Mormoopidae
Gene: NLRP2
Product: NLR family pyrin domain containing 2
Exons: 10
Coding region: 1-3084 (1027 amino acids)
Biological process (GO): regulation of inflammatory response
Cellular component (GO): cytoplasm
Molecular function (GO): protein binding; ATP hydrolysis activity
Source: RefSeq, a predicted model, not a curated record